UGACCAUAGGGAGCAGGGGGGUGUGCUGACGGUUUGCAUCGCGUCUGGGAAGUCGGUUCGUUUGACGGAAUCAAUUGAACUGCCCCUCGUUCUGAUUAUCCACGGCUUCUAAAGCGCUGAAUGUCCUGCACGGUUCUUUCCUGACGCACUCCAUCAACAACAUCACCAUCGCAAGCUAUGCCCCCCAGUCCCGUGUUUGGCUGGGAUCCCCGCGACUCUGACAAGCCAUCCGUGUCCAAGUCUCCCCCGAGCAUUGACCCUCAGCUUGAUACUGCUCAUUCCCCCCGCUCUCCCGCCCGCUCACCCGACGAGGACGACAAACCGGACAACAAGCGUCCCUCCAACCCAUACCCAUCAUCCUUCAAGUCCGAUAAGAAGGACUACCCUUCCUUUGACCGCCACCACUUUUUGCCUCCGCCUGCUUCCAUGCCGCAUCGCGUAGAGCCAUACCCAAUGUCCUCCACUCAUCGCAGGCACUACGACGAUCUCCAUCGCCGCCCUUCCCCGCCCCCCAUCGCCGCCAUCACCCACUCCCCAUCGCCGUCCGUGUCGUCGCUCGACCGUUCGUCGGUGUCCACCCCGCCCAACCGCCGCUCGUCGCCACACUCUGGGCUCCACCAGUCCGCGUACUACCACCACCACCACCAGGACUCGUCCGUCUACCAGCCCUCCCGCCUCCACCACAACAUGCACUAUCCCCCGCCCCGCGAUAGCGGCUACUACUUGAACCACUCCUCCUUCGAGACCCGCCGGUACGAGCCUUCCGAUCCCUACCACACCCAGCAUACCCACCUCCCGAUGCCUAACAUCCCCACCCUCAACCCCGUCCGCGAGCCCUUUGCUCUCCCAUACCCUAUCCCAGGCGGCAACAGCGUCUCUAUCAUGUACACCGAGGACGCCGCCACAAAACUCAGCGACCGCGUCCGCCGACGCUGCUUCAACUGCUGCACGACCGACACCUCCACUUGGCGCCGCUCCAACCUCAGCCCUGGAAAAGUCCUCUGCAACAAAUGUGGCCUCUUCGAGCGGACCCACUCCCGUCCUCGCCCGGAACAGUUCCCACACAAGCGCGGCCCUCUCGCCUCUUCGGCACUGCGGAGCCGGUCUCCCGCACCCCUCCCCCCACCCAACCAGAUCGCGCCCUUGUCCCCGCCGUAUCAGUACUCCUCCUCUGCGCCCCCGCCUCCGCCCUCGCUCCCCUCAUUCGUGGAUACUGCCAAACGCUCGUAUAGCCCUCCGCCCCCGCUCCAUUACGAAGAGAGGAGGCACGCUGCCGAGUCCAUCUCGACUCCCGUGAGCCGCCAGCCGAGCCCCCCGCCCAAACAGGAAGUCGUCGCUUGAUGGAUUCUUUUUUCCUUCCGCGUGCUUUGUAUUACCUAUAUUCUACGAAAAAAAAGACAGUUUCUUACCACUACCACCAACCAUCCAUCCAUCCCCCCUCUCCCAGCCUGCCUGCUUGCUUGUCUGUCUGUCAUAUUUAUACCUCUCCCUCCCUUCGCUGUCGGUUUUC
Molecule: messenger RNA, 1510 nt
Organism: Guyanagaster necrorhizus
Lineage: Eukaryota; Fungi; Basidiomycota; Agaricomycetes; Agaricales; Physalacriaceae
Exons: 5
Coding region: 178-1341 (387 amino acids)
Biological process (GO): regulation of DNA-templated transcription
Molecular function (GO): sequence-specific DNA binding; zinc ion binding
Source: RefSeq, a predicted model, not a curated record